UCUAAACUCACGUGACCAUUAUAUAUACUUCACUAUCUUUUAAACUGCUACAAUUCUCCAUUUUGUUUGUGAGUUUUUGUCUCAACAAAAUAGAGGCCCCUUUUUGCUGAGACUUGUCCCCAAAAAACGAUAUGCCUGAUUGGUCGGAACUUCAACAUGAACUGCUGAUUCUAAUAGUUAGACGUUUAAAUUUGAUUGAAGACUACCUUAAUUUCGGGACUGUCUGCAAAUCGUGGCACUCUGUGGCCACCAAGGACAAUUUUAACAGUGACCUGCCUAGGGUUCCAUGGCUAAUGCUAGCUGAGGAAAAGGAUGAUAACACCUGUAGGAAAUUCUUCAGUCUCUAUAAUGGCAUGAUUUUGAAGAAGCGGAUUCCUAAAGCCAGUGGAAAACGAUGUAUGGAGUCUAUGGGAUGGCUUAUCACAGUCGGAAAAGACGAGGGUGAAAUCAGUUUACUACAUCCUUUCUCCGGUGUUCAGAUUCAAUUGCCGCAUCAAAAUACCACCGAACAUUAUGAAAUCAUCAAGACUGAGGAGCCAUGGACCUUUAUCAAGAAAGCAGUUCUGUCAGCCAAUCCUUCUCAUACAUCUGACUAUGUUCUCAUGGUCAUUGAGGGACACUACCAGUUCCUUAGUUUCUGGAGACCAGGAGAUUUGUUAUGGACCAGGAUUAGGAAACCAAUCAAUUUCCGACAUAUUAGUGAUGUGGUAUACUUCAGUGGUCACUUUUAUGUGGUCGAUUAUAGCGGCUGCGUCCAAGUUUGUGAUGUCUCUGGCUCUGAACCCACUAAAAGUUAUAUCAUAGCGCAGGUAGCACCAUGGCUUGAUGGUAAGUACUACAUCCUAGAAUCACUAGGAUCAUUAUUUGUAGUUGUGCAAGAUGGUGUUAAUAUAAGGUACGUCAAAGAUGAUCCCGAAAGGUUCUCCCCAUGUGAAGAUGAUGAGAAGAAGACAUCGUACACGUACGGGACAAGAAAUUUUCUAGUUUUCCAGAUCGAUUUAGAUGCUUGUAAAGCUACGCCAACCAGGGAUUUAGGGGACAGAGCUUUUUUCCUGGGUGCUAAUGCUUCUCUUUCAGUCCAAGCUUCUCAAUUUCCGGGAAUCAAGCCCAAUCAUAUUUAUUUUACAGAUAAUUGUUUAGAUGCAUACAUCCAUUUUGAAGAAGGAGGGGGCUUGAACAUGGGGGUGUUCAACAUAGCAGAUGGAAGUAUCCAGCCGCAUUAUGAGGGUGUUUCCCUCAGUCGUGUUUGUCCUCCAAUUUGGGUCACACCAACUCUCUGUUAAGUGAGUCCACCUUUCUUGUUUACUCUAUUUUUAAUGCUAUAUGUUCUUGUUUUACCCUGAAAGCCCAUUGUUUUUUUUAACAUUUAGUUGGCAUUUACCUUCAGACUUGAUUGAUGUAUCUUUCUUGUUAUUCAAAUAAUUGGACAAAGGUACUUCCAUUAGUUGUUACACUUCCUUGGUUCAAGA
Lycium ferocissimum is the source of this 1469-nucleotide messenger RNA. Its product is annotated as probable F-box protein At1g65740. NCBI's taxonomy places the organism in Eukaryota, Viridiplantae, Streptophyta, Magnoliopsida, Solanales, Solanaceae. The transcript is spliced from 2 exons. Gene Ontology annotation, molecular function: protein binding. Bases 132 to 1283 code for a protein of 383 amino acids. The record is from RefSeq and is a predicted model, not a curated record.